GUACAUGAUUAAAGUGUAAUCACGAGCGUAAUCUUCAUAUUUGAAUGCAUUGAAAACUAAAUUGAAUAUAUUUUCAUUAAUCUUGGAGUUUGUAUUAUUUUAGUAAUGAUUUAAUAUAAAUGUUUCAAGUGCUACAAAAAUGAUGAAAGUACCAAGUGGAUAUUGUGAUUUGCGUGUAGAGCACAUCAAUGACAGUAUUAUCGAUACAUACGUUAACAGUAAGUAACUAAUAUUUUUGUAAAAUUAGAAAAAAACUUGGUUCAGUAUCAAUUUUUAAACCUAACUUAUAUAAGUUAAUAUGAUAUGGUGUGUUUUAUAAAUUAUGAUGUGAACCUUAGUACUGUCUUAGAACACUAAAUGUGUUCUCCACAUUUUAUUCAUACUACAUGGGUUCUUUUUACUGAGACAAUGUUGCUCUAUACUAGAUAUAGAACAAUAUACAUUUUUAACUCAUAAAACAUACUUAAUUAUAUAAUAAGGAUACUUAUGUUAUAAUAAUAUAAUAUUUUUGUUAAUAUUAUUGAAAAAGAAUUUGUAAUUUAUGUUCAUCAAAUUAAUAUACAUUUUUGAAUGCCUUAUUAUUUUUAUUUAAUGGUUAUUAAAUAUGGUUACCUAUAAAUAUUAAUGAUUUCUGAACAACCACAUUAUUUUCAGACAUAUUAUUCGUAUACCUUUAUAUUUACAAUAUAUAUAUAAUAAUAUUUGUAUACAAUUUAAGUACUUUUUUUUAUAUAUGUAGGUGGAUAUUCAGUAAUUGCUGUUAAUACUACAGUGAAUUAUUCACUUUUGGGAGUUGGUAGCUCAAAUAGAAAAAAAAGAAAAAUUGCAGAAUGUAAUGAUGAAGUUAAUAAAGAUCAAGACUGGAUACCAAUUCCCAAAUCAGCAAACAAUGUAAAUUAUAAACAUAAACUCUUAUUUUAAUUUAUUUAUAUAAAUAGUUAACAUAAUAUUUAGUGAAUUAUUAGGUAUUCUAUCCACUAGUAUUAAAUUAAUUUGAUGGUUUAUAGGAUGAAAUUUUGUAUUUUAUUUAUUUUAUAGAAUUAAAGAAAUAUUUAAUGUGAAAAGUCGAGAAAAACAAAUGUUAUAGGCAUGCCAUUGUACACAUUAUGCAGCGGCAGCAGCUAUGGAGUGCAUAGAGUGCAAAGUUUUGCAUUAGUCACACAUGUACAUUUGACUAUUUCAUUCCCACUACUGGCACAAUUACUAUUAGACUUGUGGUGUGUUGGUGCAUAAAUUAAUAUUUCACUUCCGCGGCCAUACAGCCGUCUGUCGCUGCUGAUGGAGAAUAUCAUGUAUUAGGAACUGAUUAUUUCUUUUGAAUAAUAUUAAAUUUGUUCAGCAGACUGUGUUAGCUCAAAAAAUACUCCAUAGAAAAUACUGACUGAACCAGUUUACAUUCAUUCCAUAAAUAAUGUUGUUUAAUAAAACGUAACAAAACAAACAUUAUUCUCAAAUAUAUUGCAGAUUUCUAUCUAAGAACCAACUAUAAAUAAAAAAAAGAAAUACAAUUAUAUUCAUAUUUCAAUAAAAUAUUUGUUUUAGUUUCUGUUUUCUGAAUUGACUGUACUUAUUGUAUACAAUAUUUUAAAUGUGCACCACUAAUUAUUUUACCUACAAGCCGCCACUGUUUACAAGUAUAAUUUAUUGUCACAUCAUCACCCAAUUUUACACCCAAAUGUGCAUUUUCUUAACUAUAGUUUAAUUAUUUGCUAGAAUAUUGAAACAAACAACACUGAAUAUAAAUUUGCCAUUUGGUAAGAUAUAGGUGUUCCAUAUGUAUUUUUCAUUCUCUAAUUUAUACGGAUUUUUAGGAUAAUUUAAAAUUGACCAUACUCAAUCGAUUAACAAUACAAAUAACAAAUAUUGGACAACUUCAACAAACUGUAAGCAAUAUAUUGUAUUAGUAUGUAAAAAGUAAAUAAAUAAUUUGUUAUUUUAUUUUAGGUGAGUUCUCGAAAUUUCUCUAAGUAUAAUAUUCUAGCUGUCGAACCAUUGGAUGAUAGAAUUAUCCAGGUAGUAAUAUUUGGACAGUAUUAUAGUAGUUAAUAAAAAGUUAGCUAUAUAAAAACUUCUUACUAUACUCGUGCCACCGAGAGAAUGCUACUGGGCUAAAACUUACUGACCAAAAUUUGUCCGUUCUCUUGCAUUCUCACCACUAAACUCAUGCAAGUGCUGGCCGCCGCCGCCACCAUCUGCACCACCAUCGCUCACUAAUGGCUACCGCCAUUAUCGUUAUCGUUACCAUUACCGUUGUCAUAUUGUGUAUACAGCGUGUACUGUAUUGUUCUACGUUUUUAUGUUUAUAUGUUAUUGCAUAAAUAAGCCAAGUUUUUCAUUUUUCCUUGUUUUAGUGUUUACUAUUUUAGUACAUAGUUUUUAGACUAUUAAAUGCAACAUGGACCUCGUUGAGAUUUCUCCUUCCAAAAAAAAUACUUGUGGAAAAGUAAGUGUUUGUAUAACUAUUUUUCUAUUGCAAAUUCUUAAUUUUUAAACAAAUAUAUUAUUUUUUUUAGUUUGUUGGUACUGCUCAAAAGCAGAUCAUUAUAAAACUGUACAAAGACAAAGUCAGGCAACAACUUCAAAACCCAGACAGCCUCCGAUUGACCUAUAGACAGAUGCUUGUCAAAAUUUUUAUGUCAAGUAGUAUUGGACAACGUACCAUACAAACAACUUUGACCGAAUAUAAAAAAGAAGGAACAGUUUCAUCUCCUUAUAAGUAAAAAAUGAGAUAUAUAAUCCUUCAAAAAAUGGAUAAUUUCGAUAAAAAUGCCAUUAGGUGAAAAAUACAUGGCUUUUGGUUGAACCGUGAAGUGUCUAGUAAGGUAAAGUAAAGUAAGGUAAAUUCACCAAGUGAUGCAUUCCUUAGAGACCUCACCACAGGACAAAAAGAACCCUCUGGUAAAAUUAAACGGCUGAUUGUAUUACACAUCCGAUCAACUGAUGGCUUUGUCCCUGGGGGCCUUUUGUGCUUCGAAUCAAAAACAAAUUCAAUAGACUAUCACUAAGAAAUGAAUGGUGAUACUUUUUUUCAAUGGAUCGUAAAAAUGUUGCCAUUACUUAAAGAAAAUGCUGUAAUUGUAAUGGACAAUGCUCCAUGUCAUUCGGUUAAGAAAGAUAGAAUUCCAGUAAUGUCUUGGAAAAAAGAAGAUAUUAUAAGUUGGUUGGAAAGUAAAGGUGAAAUUGUUACCCAGCCAACCAUAAAAGCGCUGUUAUUGGAAAAAGUCCAGACAAUGAAAUCUCAAUAUGUCAUAGAUGAAUACUUAAAAGACAAUAACAAAACCAUAUUAAGAUUGCCUCCAUACCACUGCGAGCUGAACCAGCUCACCUGGUCAUCUGUCAAAAGCUAUGUUCGGACACAUAACAACACAUUCAAGCUUAGAUAUAUAGAAGAUAAAUUAAAAAGAGAGGUGGAACAUAUAACACCGAAUUUUGUGGGACAUGUCCUAAAGGAUAAACAGAAAUUUUGGGAUGUCGACAACAUAACUGACGAAAUUAUGGAUGCAGAACUUAAUGGAGAAAAGUCAUAUUCUAACAAUGGGAACAGGUUCAACAACAGAAUCGGAUUCAAACUGAAAUUGGUUUUCAAUUUUGUAUUUUUAUUAAUUUUUUUUCGGUAUUAUUUAAACAAAUGUAUGUAUUUAUUAUUGUUGUAUAGGUAAAAACAUACAUAUAGGUACCUACUAUGUGUUACAGUCACCAAGAGUUAUUAUUUUCGUUGUUAUUAUUUUAGUACGCUGUAUACAACUUGUUUUCCGCUUGGCCGUGCAGUUUACAGCUGUAAGUAGGCAGUAGAAUAGAAGAAAUGUAGGCACGAAACCGCGAAAUUCGUUAAUUAUAGAUGCGCAAAGGAGUAGCGUGUGGUACGAGUAUAGUUUAAAUUCUAUAAUUGUUUUGUAUGUAUAACUUUAAUCAUUAGUAAAGAUUAGGGCUUAUGUGAUGUAUCAUUUCCAAGUAAUAAUAUUUCAAAAUUUAAUUUAAUAUUAUACAUCUAAUUAUUAUCAUUUACCUAAGUAUUAUUUUUGGGAAUAAAUUUAUGGUCAGUAAUUAAUUUUUCAAAACUAAAAUUAAAUAAUUUAAAUGAUAAUUUCAUAGUUCUAUAAUUUAACUCAAAUGUCUUCUUGGUCAUAUCUAAAUGAUAUAUUUAGUAGUAGUUAAUAAUUCAAAAAUGUAUAUUUAGACUAUAAUAUAGGUAAUAGACAUAGACCUAUUAACAAAUAGUUGUUGUUAAUAGGUCUAUGGUAAUAAGUAUAUAUUUUUUUUAUUUAUAAAUAAAUAUUAUAAAUGUUAUAAUAUUAUUUUAUUAAAAAACUUGGAUUUUAGUCAAACACUUUUUUUUUUGUUUUCAACUAGGAGUUGGUGACUUCACCAUCUAUUGACAUAAUAACUUGUAAAGGAAAUUCUAUGAUGACACCUAAGGACUACCAAGUUGCAGUUAAUAAUAAAAUUUAUUUUGAAAUAUCUUAUGCUGAAAUGUUAAAGAAUUCUGUCACCCGGCAAGACACUUUAACUUUAGCUCAUUUGUUUCAUAUUAAAGGAAAAUUAAAAGUAAAUUAGUAAUUAUUUUUAAUUUUAAAUUUACUUUGUUAAUAAUUCACAAUAAUUUCAGAAUAUUAUCAUUACAAGUGGAAUGUUAAAUAAAUCUGAUAUUCGUAAUCCAUAUGAUGUGAUGAAUUUGUAUCCUUUGAUUAAAACAUUUUAAUUUUGAAUAGCUACAAUAAUGUGAUAAAUGAAUGAAAUAAAAAUAAAAAUUGAAUUAUUUAAAAAUACCUACUAGUAAUAAUAUGAUUUAGUAAACAUAAUUAUUACAGUUACAAAAUUACCUAACUUUACACAUGAAAUAUUGGAAUAAUAAUAAAAAAAAAAAAACAAUCAAGUUAAGAAAUAUAUAUUUUAUAAUUAAAUUAAAACAAAAAAAAUCUUAAGAUUAGAUUUUUAUAAUAUUAAACUAUAACUAUAAUUUUAGAUUCUGAGUGGAGCGAAGAAUGCAUUGGUUUUACAAAGUUGUUUAUUUUUCUUUUAAAGUGAAUACUUUCUACCAGAAGCUUACUCUGAUGUAUACGAUUUAGGCUCUUUUCUGAAAGAAAAUUUGUUUGAUUUCCAGCAGUUUUCCCAAUAAAAGAGAAAGAUUGAGAAAAAACUGGGAAAAUAUAUGAAAUAAAUUAGUAAAAUAUUAUGAUUUUUUUUUCUAUUGUGGAUAACUUUUCUACCAAAAAUUUUGCUUGGAUUUUCAUUGUUAGUACUUUUUCUAAAUGGAAAUUUGAUUGAGGUGGUACUUUAGGGAGGUUAUUUUUCGAUUUUUCCAAGAAUUUUCCCAGAAAAUGUGAAAAAUGUGAAAAGAACAUGGAAAAAGGGUAGGAAAUUGGGUACAAUAAACAAAUAUUAUUAAAGAAAAUGAAGGGCUACAGGGAAGAAUGAUAAUUGCCAAUAUUUCUAAAAUGUUCAGUAUUGCAGUUUUAAAGUUUUAGAACUAUAUUAAAUCCUUAUUAAACUGUAUAUUUAAACCUUUAUUAUAUCACAGACUUUUAAGACAUAUAAAUUUGGUUGGAAACAAAUGACAAUAUGAUAAUAUUAUAAUUAUCCUAUUUUUUAUUUAUUUUUCACUAUUAGUGUCUAGUGUCCUCCUGUAGUCCUUCAAAUAUAUAUUGCCUAUUUAAUUAUUUUACCAUAAUAUAUUAGUAUGACAUUCAUAUUGUUGACAGCAGUAUUAUAAACUGAACUACGCUCAGAAUAGUAUUUUUAAUAAGCAAUGUUUUAUGGUUGCUUACAGAUACAAACUAAUUUCCUCUCUAUUCUUCCUUCCCAACUUCUCACUAACAACAGUGGCUGCACCUCAUUGUCCUAGGACAGGAUAUUAUUACUAAAACUAGUUACUAACAAAUAAAAAAAGUGACACAAUUAAUAAGAGAAUGAAAAAAACAGCACAAAAUAUCUAAUAUAAAUUUUAAUAUUAUUACUUAACUGUGAAUUCAGAGGUUUUACUCUAGGACUUGCCACGAAUCAAUCAAAAGAAUCAAUCACUUAUGGAUGUCACUCAGUUAUUUUGAAAGGAUGUAAGUUGUAUCAUGUAAAAUAAUUAAAAAAAUGUAUUUAAUUUUAAUGAGAUGAUGUUACAAAUUAUUUAUUUCAGAUGAGCGAAAAUUGAAGAAAUCUGCAACAAACUUGAUACCAAUGAAAAGCUCAUAAUCUUAUGUCAAAAUUUCAAUAUAAAUGUAUAUUUCUUAACAUUUUUUUUAUAUCUAAUUUAGUGUGAGUUAUAAAAAUGGAUUUGUAUUUUAAUUUAUUUCUUUAUUAACACUUUUUUGAAUAUCUAUUUAUAUGUAUAUGAUGGACAUAAUAACCAUAAUAAUAAAAUGAAUAAAUAUUGAAAUAAUUGUAUACUAUUGUUCACAUUUUAGAUUCUGAGCGUAGCAAAGAAUGUAUUGGUUUUACAAAGAUUUUAAUUUUUUUUUAAUGGAAAAUAUAAACACUUUAUGAACACAGUCUAUCAGAAAGC
Messenger RNA from Cinara cedri, 6493 nucleotides. NCBI's taxonomy places the organism in Eukaryota, Metazoa, Arthropoda, Insecta, Hemiptera, Aphididae. The record is from the annotation of a GenBank genome assembly.